AUGUGCAACGGCGAAUCAUCGAGGACCAGUCAAGGCGGCCUAGUCGCCAUACUUCAUCCACUAUACGACUCCCCAAAGACAUCUCACAAGGCGAUACCGAGCCAAAAAUGGCACUUGUUCUUUAACGAUAUCCAGAGUGGGCAGACGGACUCGACCAUGGUGCAGUUCUCGCAGGGACUGGAUCUAAUGACUGCAUCACGUGCUUCGAGGGUGGACAUACACCAUGAUGGCGAUCUUUCUCGGUCGAGUUCGCCAACCACCUCUGUAGCCGAGACACCCCUCUACUCGUUCUCAGUACGGCCAGAAGACCUGUGGAAGACGACAGGCGGAGCCGAGAUGGGUAUAUCCCCGCGGCUUCCUCUCGAAGUUGGAGGGGAUGGUAUUGUAGGGCGUCGGGUGGCUGUUGUUUCCGAGACGCAGUCUGGCGAGACCCGCAUCGCGGAAGGCAUUAUUGGAUGGAACUAG
This is a messenger RNA of Mytilinidion resinicola, 465 nucleotides long. RefSeq lists its product as uncharacterized. NCBI's taxonomy places the organism in Eukaryota, Fungi, Ascomycota, Dothideomycetes, Mytilinidiales, Mytilinidiaceae. The transcript has 2 exons. The record is from RefSeq and is a predicted model, not a curated record. Bases 1 to 465 code for a protein of 154 amino acids.